Messenger RNA from Penicillium paradoxum, 201 nucleotides. RefSeq lists its product as uncharacterized. The transcript has 2 exons. The record is from RefSeq and is a predicted model, not a curated record. Bases 1 to 201 code for a protein of 66 amino acids. NCBI's taxonomy places the organism in Eukaryota, Fungi, Ascomycota, Eurotiomycetes, Eurotiales, Aspergillaceae.
AUGCAUUUCUAUUCUAUCCUCGUUGCCACUCUUGCCUUGGCGAUUUCCACUGCCUUUGCCAGCGAUGCCCAGUAUCAGCAGAAUGCCGGUACCGACUGCCUUAAUAUUUGCAAGGAGGAAUCAAACGGCUACACAUGCCCUCCUGGUACCGAAAAAACCCAGCUUUCUAACGGCUGUUGGACCUGCUGCGAUACUGAGUAA